Molecule: messenger RNA, 1253 nt
Organism: Amorphotheca resinae ATCC 22711
Lineage: Eukaryota; Fungi; Ascomycota; Leotiomycetes; Helotiales; Amorphothecaceae
Exons: 1
Coding region: 15-1115 (366 amino acids)
Biological process (GO): maturation of SSU-rRNA from tricistronic rRNA transcript (SSU-rRNA, 5.8S rRNA, LSU-rRNA)
Cellular component (GO): nucleolus; small-subunit processome
Source: RefSeq, a predicted model, not a curated record
CGACAACGCUGAAUAUGGCACUGGAAACCUCCCUUCCAGCGUUGCUGGAAACACUCACUAAAUCAUUAACUACCUCAUCUGAAUCUUCAGAGAAGGUUCCAUCUCUUCUUCCUCCCAAAGACGGAAUAUCUCUCCUCGACGUCAAAAACGAACUUUUCCUCUCCUACCUACAAAAUCUCGUCUUCCUCAUCCUCUUGAAAUUGCGGAAUCGCAAAGAUAGUUCCGAAGAAGAAAAGGGAGAAGACUUGGAUAACUUAGUUGUCCGAAAAUUGGUCGAGCUGUCAGUCUAUAUUGAAAGAGGUGUCUUGAGAUUGGAAGGCCAAUUGAAAUACCAAAUCGAUAAGGUCCUCCGCGCGGCUCAAGAUGCCGCAAACACCGCAAAAAUAAAUGGGGCGGCGAAGAGAACCAAUGGAGUCGAAGAGAGUGACGAAGAAGAUGAGGAUGAAGAGGAGGAUAGUGAGGCGGAGUCUGCAGAUGGAGGGGUAGCUCUCAAGGCAUCUGAAAUCGACGACCUGCAAUACCGGCCCAACCCUUCUGCGCUCGUGCGACCAUCAUUUGGCGCCGAACCUGAGAAUAAUAAAUCAGAAGAUGGAAUUUACAGACCACCGCGCAUUCAACCAACCGCUAUGCCGACCACGGAACGCCGAGAGAAGGAGUCUAGGAAACCGAAUAAAUCCGCUACGCUGGAUGAGUAUAUCGAUACGGAACUAUCGACUGCGCCAUUAGCGGAGCCCAGUAUCGGAAGUAGGAUAAUUCAGGGAGGACGAAGGACCAAGAGCGAUAAGGAAAGAAGAGAGGAGGAGGAGAGGAGAGAAUAUGAGGAGAGGAACUAUGUGAGAUUGCCUAAAGAGAGUAAGAAAGAAAGAGCGAAGAAAGGAGGAAGGAGGGACGCGGGAUAUGGUGGAGAGGAAUGGAGAGGCCUGGGAGAGGGUGUUGAUAGGAUUGAGAGGUUGACUAAGAGGAAGGGCGGGGACGCGAGAAGUGUGCUGGAGAAAAGCCGGAAGAGAUCUACUGAAGAUAGGCCUAGAGGAAGCGGUGUGGCGGAGGUUGGAGAAGGUUUCCAGAAACGCCUCAAGGCUCUGGAUGGCGGAAGAAGAGAUAGAGGACGAAGGUAGAACAGUUGGUUGGUUUGUUUCAAAGGCGCAAGGGAUUUAAAAAAUGAUUCGGAGGUACAAAAGCAGUGGUAUGGAGUAUAUAUCACUUUCAUGGCCCAAAAGUGGCCACAUAAUAAAUUAAAUGCAGUGAUCUCAAGC